This is a messenger RNA of Ostrea edulis (European flat oyster), 2674 nucleotides long. RefSeq lists its product as uncharacterized. The coding region runs from base 34 to 795 and encodes 253 amino acids. NCBI's taxonomy places the organism in Eukaryota, Metazoa, Mollusca, Bivalvia, Ostreida, Ostreidae. The record is from RefSeq and is a predicted model, not a curated record. The transcript has 7 exons.
UGCUGAAACAAUAUUUGAUCUUGGGCAUGAAACAUGAGGAACACACUAGUGAUUUUCUGCUUCAUAUAUGGAGAAUUUACUUUGUUGAGCAUGACGUAUACAGAUAUUUGUUCUGUUUGUGUGACCAAUGACGAUGAUUAUUACCAUGGUGAUGAUGAUUAUAGUGGUGACUAUACAUGUGAAACGUGUGACAAAAUACACAGAGUGAAAGAUCGGUUUUGUCGUAGAUGGUGUACUACACCUUCUUGUCCCGAUCCAUCUACAAACAUUGCUACUACGUCAGAGCACUCCGUGGGAUCUAUCGUGGGAGCGGGUAUAGGAGGAGCUGUAUUCGGAGCUGCUGUUACUGUCUUGGUUUUCGUUUGUGGUUGUCAGAGAAAAGAGCGAUUACAGAAGAGACAGGCGCUGUCACAAGCUGUGGAAAAUCCCACCUACCACACUAAGGAUGGUAAGGAGAAACAAUUAAUUCAAGAUAAGGGCGACAGGAAAAGCGCAGUGUAUAACGAAAUCAUCGACGAAAUGCCAACGCAUUCACAGGACACAUUCACACAAAAACAAGGGAGAGCACUUGAACCUGGUGUGUACGAUCUGUUGAAAGAAACUGAUAUUUCAGACAGGAGCGAAUACUAUGACCAUCCAAAACCAGUUCCUUCUCAAACCACACAGUCUGAUGGAUACGAAAGUGUACAGAUAGGAAUCGGAGGUAUCUCUGAUCACCAAGGAGAAAAUACUGAGGGAAAAAGACAACCGCUGGGCAGUGAUGAAUACUUCGUCCUAGAGGAGAAGGGAACGUAAUAGCUGAUACCUUCUAUCGCCGUCUCCGUGGAAUAUCAGCAGAUGUUUAAUUCAUAAUACAUAUUAUAUUGACAAAUGAUGCAUCAAACAUUUUGAAAAAAAAUGGUUGAUCAAGAUAUAAGACCCACAGUAGAUGUGAGCCGUCAACGAGGAAUGCUAACUCCUCCUAUCCACCUAAUCCCACCUCUGGUGUGUCCAGGGGUCCUUGUUUGUACUUCUCUUAAUUUUGUAUUCUUAAUUUGUGAGAUUGACCACUGUUCGUCAUCUUCACGUUUUCAUAAAACAUAUUGAGAUAUCGACUAUAAUUAUUAGUAAUAGACUUGCAUAAACUGUAUCUACGUAUAAUCUAUGUCUGAACAUUGUUAAAAAGUACAUCUGAUCCAAGUACAUGUAUCUUAUACUGAUAAACAAAUGUUGCCUAUACACUCCAAAAACGCUUGCUCCAAAGUUACUGUUUACACCCUUAGUAUUGUUUCAUGUGUGAGGUGAAUUCCAUGAGUUAUAAAGGAAUCUUAUUUGAUAAGUAUGUAUCGUAAAAUCAUUUUCGUUUUCGAUAAACUACCCUGAAAUAGCAAAAUGAGAGUACAGUAUCGGACAUGCUAUGGCGGAUCUAAGUCAGUUUCCCUCUUUCUUCAUGGCAACUUAAGAUACUAUGAUAUGAAGUAGAUCCGUUGUUUAUAGAUGCUUGAUUUUGAUCUUACACAGGGAAGAAGUUUUGAUAAUUGUUGAAUUAAUAAAAUAUGCCUGUUCGUUUCUUCAAUACGUGAUUUCAGUCUUGAAUCAGCCUCAUGAAAAUAUCCAGAAGCGCCCAGAAAGAGGCAACCUUUCAGACAAUUUUGCAUUUCCAUACGUGUAUAGUGAUUUAUAUCAGAGGUGAUUUCCUAUGCAAAAUCAACUGAAUAUAACUUUAUUUCAUUGACAUUAAGUGCUACAGUUUACAAUAUAAAAUCGACAGUAAUGAAAAUGAACAUCAAAAGAGAGAGAGAGAGAGAGAGAGAGAGAGAGAGAGAGAGAGAGAGAGAGAGAGGGGGAGAGAGAGAUAGAGAGAGAUGUGGUCAACAACAAGUAAUCGAUCAUAAGAUUUUCUCUUUUUUAAUUUAUUUUGUCCACUUUCUUUAAAUAUUUGUUUUAAAAAAUAUACUGUUGAAGUUUCUCGUCACACAUGUUUAGUCUUUGAUCGAUGACUGCGCAAGCCAAUUAUCAUCAUGUCAUUUUGCCUUGUGACGCAGUGAUCCAAAAAUGUACAUUAGGUCCCAUAGAUUAUGCUGCAUGCUCGUAUUAAUACAAACUUUUUGAUCCUGAUUUUAAAUGACAAUAGAUGUAUCAUAACUUUCAACAAUGUAAGACUAAUGAUCAAUAUUUAUGCAAGACAUUUGAAAAAGAAAUGUGAGUGAUUUUCUUUAAAUUUUCAUAUCAUAUCAUUUGCAAGUGUUGAAGUUUACACGGAUAAAUCUUUAAAUGAUAUAUUUCAUAAGUAACAUGAUACAUAAACUACAUCCACAUAUAUAAUUAUGCAAGCCACUAUAUAUUAUUGUGUAACGGUACUGCUUCCACUCAAUUGACAUGUGCAAUCUAGAUUGUUCUAGAUCUCGAUAUUAACUUCUUUAAUAGAAAGUUGACGUAAUAAUUGCAUCAUUAUCUUUCAAGAUUGUAUUAGAAAAUUCAUUCUUUGUAUAAAUGCGCUGUGAAUUUUUAUGAUGAAAAACUCUGGUUAGACAAGUACUUUGGGCAUUUUUGGAUUAUUUCGAUAAGUGGGAACUAACUAUUUUGUGAGUGUAAAUUGAAUUCGACACGGAUUUUGAUGUCUAUUGUUCAACUUCCGCAAGUAUUUCACAAUUUUCUUUCAAUCAUUAAUUGUAAAUAAAUCUAAUUAAUUGUU